UCUUUUUUUUUUUUUUUUUUUUUUUAAUGCAAUAAUAUUUUUUAUUUUAUCAUAGAAAAUACCAUUGGCUAGGUUGAGGUCAAUAGGCGAAGGAUUCAUCAAGUAAUCUUGCAACUAAACGUGUAACAUUUCAGAAAACUAUGGAUACACAUACAUCACCGCGAUAAGAAUGAUAAACGAUCUGUUUGACAUCAUGAUUUCAUACAUGGUGACGUAAUAAGUAGUAGUCAGGCUUUCCCUAAAGCCGAAAACAUACUGAUUAGUAGACUGCGAAUUUUUGUGCAAAUAUGUAUUGUUGACAAAAAUUGAGGAACAGACUAAUCGUUAAUCUUUAUAUUUCUUUAUAUUUCCGUUCUCUUUAUUACGUUUAAACGUAUUCAAAGAAACCUUAUUUAGUUACACGGAUUAUUACGAUCUUCCAAUGUUAUUUUUUAGUUCUAACUAAUUAUUCCAUUUCACGAGAAAUACAAAUAAAUUCGCGAUAAUAAACGUAUUAUUAUUCAAUCUAACACGCAGGAUAAUUAAUCAAAUUAUUAAAUAUAAAUUAUUAAACGAUGACAAGUUGUUGUUUGAACAUUACGAAAGGAAAUAUUCGCGAUUAAAAGAUUGAGAAAUAAAUAUGGAUGAAAUUCAAUAAUUAAUCGAUCUUCGUCUUUUCAUAAAUGUGAAAUAAUAAAUCAUUCUAAAUCUCUUUGCGCUAAGCCCGGUAUAUAUGACUUACGAUAAUAUGCGUUUUUCCAGUAUUCGAUCGCGAGUAAUCUCCUCGCUCGAUCAGCUCGUCAUUAUCAUCAUCCGUUAUCAUUGUUCUGCAGGUAACAGCCAGAUAACAAGUGGUCUUUACGGUUAGUUCUACGUCUUUACUCCCGGAAUGCGGACUUUGUUCCCUGUUCCGCGCUCUCGUAUGAACACGUACGAUAAUAAUUUCCAUCUUUCUCGUUCGAUCGUUGAACCAAUGUCGAGUUCUCGACAUCUUCCAACCGCAAAAUUUACGACCGCGCGAUAAAUCUCACAGUUAUUAGUGCAAUUUCCACCAUGGGAUAGCUCGUGUGAUAAAGUUUAACUUUUCAAAAAAAAAAAGAGAGAAACACAACGAGAGGGGGAUACAAAGAGAAAAAAGGGGAGGGGAAGACUCGAGGAAGGAUUGCAUUGCAGCGCUCAAGGAUGGCUGAUUUACAUAACAGAGAUGGGAGAUCUUCCUUCGAAACGCGGGUUCGUCCCCGUCCAAGUCGAUUAAUUCCGGCCAAUUAACACCAUAUACUGUCAAUUACAGAUUCGUCGAGUCACGACGACGUGCAAUUGUUGUACCGUUACUCUCAAACUCGCUUUUACCGAGCAAUUCCGCCUAUAUCUCUUUGUUAUCCUUUUCGCAUUCUCUCUCUCUCCCUCUCUGUCUGUCUUUUUCUAUUGUUUCUCUUCUCCUUCUUAUACAUGUGAUUUUUUUUCUUAUUUCUUUUAAAUUUAUUCGAACUUGGAAACGUGCGAGUGAUUGUUAAGUUGAUAAUAAACGAAUGUGACACGAAUAACGUGACCAGCUGUUAUUACGAGUGCAUGUAUCGAACGUAAAAGAGCUCGUUCCUUUUUUCUCUCUCUCAUUGAGUGGACGGAGACACGUGUAGAGAGAAAUUAUCAAUGGAUUGGUGUUAUGAGAGAGGAAAAAAUAUAAAUUCCAUUGAGGUAAAUUCCAUUCCUGUGAAAGUGGAAACGUUAAUGGUGGAAAAAUGAAAAUAGAAAUUUUUGAGGGAAACGAGGAAUAAGAAAAUGUAAAACUGGGUGGAAUAAUAGAGAAGAGGGGGGAAAAAAGAAAGAAUUAUUCUCGUUUGACAACUGUCACAGAUAAUUCAAAUAUUUUUUCGCGUGAAUAUAUAAAGAUGAUCGCGAUAGGAUAGGCAGAAACGCAUGAGGGAAAUUACCUCAACGAGGAGGAAUGCGAAACCGCAGGAUUUCGAUGAAUCAGAGCCAGAAGCAUCUCCCGGCAAAAAUUCGUUUCCGAUGAGAGGAGAAAAAUUCUUGUAUCCUCGCGAGCAGCCUAUCCUUAACUCGAAUUAAAUUAUAAUUUAAUAAUUUCGAGCAUGGGAUGAUCGAUCGAAACGGCCAAGUGGUCUGUGAGAAAAUUAGAACUUGUACCUGAAUAUCGUUAGAAAAAGGGAGGAGUGGUAUCGAGGAGAGAAUAAUCGAGAGAGAAAAAUGUCGUGCAGGAAGAAGAUCGAUUCGAAACUUUGGUUCGAAUAUUCUCAGAUGAUGGAAACCGAGGUACGGACGCUCAAGCAAGAGCUGGUUCGUACCCAAGAGGCCUUGAAGGCGGCCACAAAGAGAUGCCGUGAUCUGGUGAAAGAGCUGGACAAUCGCACCACGAGUCACGAGUCCGAGAGGAGUCUUCGAGAUCAACAGUUGUCGCGUAUACUUCGCGCUCUGCUGGUGCUCGAGGCACGGCUCAAGCAGGAGCAGAAAUCAAUCAGGCAGCUGCUCUGCGAGAAGGACAACGUGAUCAGGAACCAGCAGCUCGAAAUCGCGAGGCUCAGACGCUACACCAAGAAUUACAUCAAAUGUAAACGCGAACAGACGCUUGGUAAAUCGUCUAUGAAGGUCGAAACGGCGACCGAUAUCGAGAACAACGAUCUUCAAACGUCCAACGUCGAUGUUAGCUCGAGGCAGGAUUGCAGUAUUAGUAAAGACAUUGAGAAUUUGAAAUGCGAGAUAAUCACAAAACUGAAUCCGUUAGAAGUACCUGUUGCGCUGGACGAUCUGGACAGAGGGGUGAAGAAAACGCACAGCUUUGCCGGGAGCGACAUCUCGAAAACAAGUCUGACGAGCAGCGAGAAUACGGAUAUGUCGAUUAUCACGACCACCACGGAGGGCAGUCCCUCGUUGCUCAGCACCGAAGGUUUUUGCGAGGGCGAGAGCACCGAUGUCUCGCCGAGUUCCACGUUGAAUAAAUCCAAUAGGUGUACGCCGACAAUGGUUACCGACAGCGAGAACGAGACUACGAUGAUAUACGACGACGAGGACGACGACGAGGAAGAGAAAACGAUGAUUAUGGAGAACGGUUGUAAAUUAUCGAAGAAAAAGAUGGGGAUCGGCAGGUCGAGAACGCAGAAAGCGUUGAAGGAAAUGGAUGUGAUCGAAUCGACGAAUAUCGCGAGGACAGAGAGCAAGGACGAUGGAAUGGAUUGCAAUUUUGCCUCGGGGGACGAACAGGAGAAGGAACAGGAACCUAUUUACGUAAAUUCUUUCAGUGAGACGAAUUCGAGGAACCAUGCGGAAAAUGUAAUCACGUCGAAAAUGAACGAGGAUUAUAGUAAUAAUAAUGGCAACAGCAAUAAUGCCGGGAGCAAUAAUAAUAGUAUAUCCUUGAAAAUGGAAAUCGAAGAGCAUAACGUAGAAGAUACCAGCGGGAACUGGUACAGCGAUCCUGACGAAGACAAAAUGAACGACGAUGUUUUCAGACACAGCAUGUAUCGACCGAAUAGCAAUCAUAAUUCUGUUCUGGAAUGCGUUAAUCAGAUCCUCUUGCGAGAUAUGGAGGACGAAGAAAACAUUCUUUCAAUGUCCAGAAGAUUUAAACAUCGAGGGAGAAUUGUACGGUUUCAACCGGCUAAAUUAUCGGACAUCGAGUCUGUAGGAUCUGAAAUGGAAAGGAAAAACUCCGAAGAAGGUAUUAUAGAAAAAGAAUCGGCUGAUAGCGAGUUCACCGAUGUUCCUAGCAACAGUUUCGAACCUACUGCUACGGAAGACGAGUUUGGCAUGAGUCUUACUCAAAAUGUCUCAACUUCAAACGUUACAACUACGAUCACGAAUCACGAGUCGAGUCUUGAGGAAGAAUCGGAAGAAGCAAAAGCUAUUCCAAUUGUCAUUAUAGAGCCAAAGAUCAAGAUGGAAGAAACGAGACACGCAGCUUUCCAAUCUUCGCAAGUAUCGCAAAAGAUUAAAACAUCUGUAAAUGCCUCGAAUCCGCCUUUGAAAUUGGAACGAAUUGAGGAGAAGACUUGUUUACAGAUGUCUACGAAGGGACUGACUAUAGCAAAGAAUUUAGAUUACGAGGAUAUCGAAUCGCUUCCGGAAAUUAUAUCACCACCUCCUAAAACACCUCCUGCCUUGCCUCCAAAACCACAGUUUAAAAAUAACACGUUGAUCUUAAAAAAAAUUCCUAGUCCUUCGUUUCUGAUCGAUGAGACACGAAAAAAACAACAGUUUCUCGAAUCCGGUUCGUCUGAACACAGCAAGAAGAUAUUUGGUUUUAUAUCCUCUCCUUUAAAAUCUACGGGGAUUAAUGUAUCGUCUGCGAGAAGCUUGAAUUUCGAUGAUACGAUUAAUAAAGGUACAGGAAACAACGAAGAAGGGAACUUCUGGAAGAACAGAUUCAACAAUGUUCGAUCCUCCUUUCAAACGCGUCAGAACCACGAAAUUAGUGGAGAACAAAUGCGAAAAAUACCCAAAGUCACCAAUAUUGUUCGUCAUUUUGAAGAAUUUAAAAUUGGUGAAUCGGAAGAUCAAGCAAAAAAACGCACGAAAACGAAGGAAAAACACGUCCAUUCAGAAUUCGAUCAAGAAUUUGAUAUCAGACAAAAUUUUGAGGAAUUCAAUUUGGAUGAAUGUGAUCUAUCGGAUGAUCCAGAUAGACCGGAAGGUGAUGGAUCGGAAAGGCUUGGCAAUCUUGGGGUAACAAUUAGUCAGAAUGAGAAAACUGCUGCAACCAAAGACAAUAAUAAUGUUCCUCUCGCUGCGAGCAAUUCGAAUAGCGGUUACGAUCACUUUCUAGAAGCAACAGGUCUUAGCAACAAAUCCAUACUGACUCCCUCAAGGUUAUUGAGUAACCAUAAGAGCAUGCUAAAGCCGAAAGAUGUAAAGUAUAAGAACAAAAUCAAAGCAACAGCGGUUAUGGAAAAACAUGGUGUUUCCACAACGAAUACCACUCAUGUUAGACAUUGGACAGGCCCAUUUGUCUGACGAUUGGCACAAGUUUUUCCAAGAAAUCUGUUUCGACAAGAAACAUCCGACGAAAGAAGAUAAAUUAGACAAAUAUGAUCUAUAUUAACGAAAGUUGAAAGAAACCGUGGUUCAAACAAAAUUCUUCUUUGUACAUGAAAUAUAUAAUUUCGUGUAAAUUAUUAUUAAUAUUCUUUCCUCUUUUUAAUAUUUUAUCAGAUUUUUUGUUAUUAAAGAAAUUGAAAGAUACGAGAGUUAAUUUAUUUAAUUAAAUUUGAAAAAUAUUUUUAUGUAUUGUAUAUUUUAAUAAAAUAUGUCCUACUUAUUUAAAAUAUUAAUGCAAUUGACAAAAUAAUUAAUUGAAUAAUAAUUGACAAUAUUAUACAUACAUUAAUAUUUAGUUCUUUCGCUGUAAAUUGCAAUUAGUAUUUUAUUUACUACGGAAAUGUUUUUAUGAAAACGUUUUUAUUUUAUUUUUUACUGAAAAUUCUGAAUAAAAAAUUAAAAAUGUUAAAUAAAUAAUAUUGUUAUAUUGUAUGAAAUGAAACAAAUAGACAAAUUCAUUAUAAUAAAAUAUGAUUAUAUAAAUUUAAA
Messenger RNA from Apis cerana (Asiatic honeybee), 5517 nucleotides. RefSeq names its product protein kinase 4. NCBI's taxonomy places the organism in Eukaryota, Metazoa, Arthropoda, Insecta, Hymenoptera, Apidae. The record is from RefSeq and is a predicted model, not a curated record.